Messenger RNA from Microthlaspi erraticum, 876 nucleotides. NCBI's taxonomy places the organism in Eukaryota, Viridiplantae, Streptophyta, Magnoliopsida, Brassicales, Brassicaceae. The record is from the annotation of a GenBank genome assembly.
AUGCGAACUCGAUCGAGUCGAACAACAGAAGACUUAGUCGAGCUAGAUUUCACCACCAGCAGAAAGAGAGGUCAGAGAACUCAGAGGGUACAAGCAGAACCUGAGGUGAUUGUUACUGAAACCAUGGAUGUACCAGAGGGGAAUGGAAACCCUUUGGGUAAUGGACUCGGUCGAGCUCGGCAACCUCGACCGAUUGGUCUAGGAGAUGCUCCAAACCGCCAUCAACAAAGACAAGGGAUUGUCCCACCACCUGUGCAGAACCACAACUUUGAGAUCAAGCUGGGUAUGAUCAACCUUGUCCAGAACAAGAUGUUCCAUGGAUUGCCAAGUGAAGACCCCAUUGAUCACCUUGAUGAGUUUGAUAGGCUAUGUGACUUGACCAAGAUCAAUGGUGUCUCUGAAGAUGCCAUCAAGCUGAGACUCUUUCCUAUGUCUCUUGCUGACAAGGCUCACCAAUGGGAGAAGAGCCUGCCCCAUGGCACAAUCACCACUUGGGAUGAAUGCAAGAAGGCCUUUCUUGCUAAGUUUUUCUCCACCGGUCGCACAGCCAAGCUUAGGAGUGAGAUAUCCAGCUUCAUUCAGAGGAACAAUGAGACUUUUGCUGAGGCUUGGGAAAGAUUCAAGGGCUACACAAGUCAGUGCCCCCAUUAUGGCUUCAACAAUGACUCAUUGGUCUCUACUCUCUAUAGAGGAUGCUUGGCAAGGUAUAGAGAGAUGUUAGACACAGCCAGCAAUGGGAACUUCCUCAAUCAAGAUGUGGAUGAUGGCUGGCAGCUUGUGGAAAACAUUGCAAACUCCAAUGGAAGUUAUGGAGAAGAGUAUGAUCGCACCAACCGGAGCUCGACCCACACUCGAUCGAGUCCGAUGAGAAAUUGA